AGAAGACGACAUAAACACGAGAGAGAGAAACACUGAUUUCAAUCCUUUUUUUCUCUUACGAUGAAGGACAGUGAGUAUGUGAUGUAUCUUUGGCAUGAAACUGAAUUGAGAAGGAAAGAAAUGGAGAACCGAAAGAAGAUGAUACAGAAACAAAAAUCAGAUGUAGACAGUGAGGAGAAAAAGGGAGGGGAUCAACGCGGCUCCGUUGAGAAAACAAUGAUUGACAAAGAACCUACCAAGGAAGAUGCUAGGAUUUCUCCUCAACAAAUUGAUGUUGUGCAAAGUCCAUCGAAAGAAAAACAAGAAAAGCUUACUGAUGAAGAUGUUGAGACUUCUGCUCAACAAAAUGAUGUUCCACAAGAUAAACGACAAAAGAUUGAGUGAUUUCUUUUGUCUUAGGAGGAGCGUAUUCUGUUGCCAUACAUACGCUCGGGUAUCAGUUGGUGUCAUGAUUUUACCAAAUACAGUUUCAUAAUUAGACUGUACUCGUUUAAAUUUCAUCUUUGAAAACUUUGUUGUUAAGUUUUUUAUAUCUGUUUUGCGACAAUCUUUUAUUAGAUCUUAUGCUUAUUGGA
Messenger RNA from Solanum stenotomum, 575 nucleotides. RefSeq lists its product as uncharacterized. The record is from RefSeq and is a predicted model, not a curated record. The transcript is spliced from 5 exons. The coding region runs from base 61 to 384 and encodes 107 amino acids. Lineage: Eukaryota; Viridiplantae; Streptophyta; Magnoliopsida; Solanales; Solanaceae.